This is a messenger RNA of Hyposmocoma kahamanoa, 3296 nucleotides long. RefSeq lists its product as uncharacterized. The record is from RefSeq and is a predicted model, not a curated record. The transcript is spliced from 5 exons. The coding region runs from base 1 to 828 and encodes 275 amino acids. Lineage: Eukaryota; Metazoa; Arthropoda; Insecta; Lepidoptera; Cosmopterigidae.
AUGCAUUUCUGGAUCGAUAAGCGCAGCCAGUGCGCCUACACCGGCCGCCACCGUGUGCCAUCUUCUUUAUCUUCUGGCGUGGGGCGGGCGCGCGGGCGCGUCUGCGAGGGCGUGGGGCCGGGGCCGGGCGUGGCGGGCCGCAAGGGCAUGGCGGCGCCGCUGCAUCGGUUCGCGCCCCUCGAGUGCCCGCCGCGCCGCCACCACCGCCACCGCCACAACGGCCAACCACCGACGCCGGCCGUGCACACAUCUCGGCGUCAAAAUGACGAGUCAAGUCUUUACGUGGAGAUCCCCUUGGAGCCUCCACAGCCGACGAUCGCUUCCCUGGCAGCUGCCCGUAGCGUUACACCUGACACCCUGCUGCGGACGGCGGCGUUGGGCCUCCAUCACUCGCCAAUGAUGGCCCCGCAUUUGAAGUUUGGGAUGUUGGUAUCUUUUGCACUUGCCACACUGUUUCUGGCUGGUGCUAAGUACUAUUUUGACCGACAGGUGGUGCGCGACAACGCUUCUGGCACAGAAGCGACGGUGGUGUGCGCAGCAGUGGCGUGCGUGUGCGGCGUGGGCUGCGCGCUGUCCAUGUGCCGCGCCAAGUCGCCGCCGCUGCAGACGCCCGACCGCGUUUCUUCCACUGCACAAAGGGAUAGACCUCCACCUCCCUCCGAACCUUCCGACGACAUAUCCCUCACGACGCUGCUUCAAUCGAACCGCCAGGCCGAAGCGACCAUUUCCCCCGAGGCUCCUCCGCCGUACCACAUCGCAGUCCUGCUUCCCAGCAGCCGCGACCAGCCGCGAGAGACCAGCCCUCCGGCGUACAGUGCUCUCAGCUAGCUAAGCCCACCGGCGAGCCAGGAGUUCAUCAUCUAACUGCCAGACGGUCUUGGGUGAGGUUUUUCUUCCACAUUUGUCUCUAAAUUGCUCAAAAAUACUGGCCUUAGAGCACAGUGCGCCUUAGGGGUGUAUUUCUUGUGGAGCUGAUUAAACUUCACAUGCCUGUCUGUGUCUGCUCCAACUGCGUUUCAAGCUUAUUGUCACACCAGAUGCGUUCGGCGACACGGAUAUCAGCUUGACAGGAAAAUGACCCUUACAAGUUUCCAAAUGUGCUUACAGAUGUCAAGUGUCAACAGUAAAAAAUGUGGUCUGAAGUUUGCUCAACAUUUGUAUGACAGACCGUAUAAAAUUGCGCUAGAAUUUGAAAUCAUUCUUAAAAGUACACCCCAAAUUGAACCUUACCCUAUUAGAACCCUGCCUCGUCGCGUAGUUAAGAAUUAACGCUAACGGAUAAGACGCACACGGAUAGUAAACCAAGCCUAUAAAAGACAGCUAAAGGUAUUCCUAUAGUUGUAGUUAACAAACAUUGAACAUCGGAAAACUCUGGAAAUCAUGGAUAUUUCUGGACGCUGUCGUGGCGUUAAUAGCUUGUCGACUCAUGUAUUUUGGACAAAGAAAUACAAAAUUUUAUAUAGUCAAUUACUAUCGUUUAUGUUAUAUGUAUGUCGGAGUUAGGACCGAAAAGGGAGACGUCGAAGGAAACACUCUCUACGCAGGUUUAAUCAGGAUUGACUUGAUAAACGGCUCAUUCACUCUUCGUUAUCAAUUGGUGAAGUAGUAACGUCAACUGAUUGCAAUUAGUUAUUUUAUGCACUUUUCACAGUAAUUAGUCCGAAAGUAUAAGAGAUGUACUGUAGUUUAUAUAGAUCAGUCAGGAUCUUUUGAAAUGCGGUAGCACCCCCUCACGCAGAACAGCAUGACCAUUUGCUCCCUAGGCUCCUACCCUCCUAGAACUCUUCAACGCCCACUGGGGCAAACUAUGCGCUAAAUGGACGCUGCAAUAGUGUUCGGAAAUAUUUUCUAUGUUUCCAAGUUUUCCCGGUGUUCAAUGUUUCUCUUAUCUACUACUGGUAUAUUGGAAAGAUAGUGACAAUUUCAUUCGGAUACCGUAGAUCCCUUGAAUAGGCUGGUGAACUUUGUAACCAGAUUUUUACCCGUUUAAUUUGAAAGUUCAGAGUGAAAUGUACAUUCCUGAAAUCAAUCGGACAGCCCCGGACUGGUUCCAGAGGCGACGUUUAUCCCGACUCGGCACAAAAUAUGACGGCAUUCGUCAUAUUUUAUAUUUUUCGUAAGAAUCGAGAUUAACUCAGAUUUCAGUACAUCAUUAAAGCAUAAUAAAAAAUACUUUUGGCUGUCUGUAUAUAUAAAAUUUUAUAACCGAAAGUCUUUAAACAGAACCACGUUUGGAAGAGUUAAAAUGUAUUGACAAUGUAUAUCAAAGCAAUUGAUAUAAAAAAAAAUAUAUCUUCCAAAUUGUUGAAUUGAAUGAGAUUUGCGAAUAAUAUUUGCAUGUGAUUGUACGUUAUUUAUAAUAUUAAAUGAAAUGGACCAAUAGGGUACCAAAAGUUCAUGUUAUCUUGGCAUUUACUUCCCUAGUAUAUAUUUUUGUGACCUGUUCAUACAUAACAAGUCUUAGAUUUAACGUAUAAAGCUCUCUUGUUCGAAGUUGACAUUAUGAACAAAAGUACACGUUCGUUUUAUUCUCACCCUGCUAGAUUUAUAAUAUUGGACGAUGCCACUGAACUGUAACUAGGAAAAUGCUUUAAAUGUUUAAAACAUGAAACGAACAUACAUAUGUGUUGCCAUAGAGCAAAACAAUCUCAUGGAAGGAAUUAGAAGAAUGCAAGGGAUAAUUAUUAUUGAUUAUUAUAUCCUUCAUUAUUAUGAUGACAUUCUUCCUAUUAUAGAGUAAGUAUGGGCGUAUGAUAUAUAUAAUAUAUAUAUAAUUUAUAAGGCAUUGUAAAAGCCUGUUAUUUCGUUUUGUAAAUAACAAUUAAUAAGGUGUUCAAUGUACCAGCAAAAAUUCUAGAUAUUUCACUAGUUUUGUAUCGAUAUUUAAUGCAGAGUGCAUUAUUUUAAACCCCAAUAUUUAUUAAUGUUUUAAAUUUCUAUUAUAAUAAAGUAAGGUGUCCACGCGUAUGUUGAAUGUCUGUAACAUUUAAUAAAUCGUUUAACAUUGUUUUUAAUUUGGAGGAAAAAAAAUCGUAGAAUUUGUAUAAAAAUGGCGUAAUUAAAUAUUUUGAGCUUUCCUACACAUACUUAUAGAUAUUUUUUUUUUUAAUCUCACAACAAUCCACUCACGAUGGAAUCGCACAGGGGACCCUCUAUAAUAAAGUGAUGUAAUUCAAAAUGUAAAUUUUUUGUGAACCUGAAAAUAUUAAUUUUAAAAGUAAUAACGUACGAAAUAAAAUUAAAAAUUAACAUUUGGUUUUCCUUAUCAAUUAGAAUUUUAUUAUAGUCAAAUGGCA